UAAAGACUUUUAUUUUGGCAGGCGCCGCGGUAGUAUGCGCUUGAGGGCAGGGGAGGAGAGACGAGACAGGGAGCACACGGGAGCAACGGCAAUGUAAUUCAAAUUUCCCGAGACCUCAAUGAGCUGGCAGUUUCCAAAUUGUGAAUCUGACAGAGCCGAGAAGCCCCUCAGUCAUGCUGUGAACGACACGGAGGGCAUGAAACGAACGUCCCAGGUCAGCAGUCCUAGUGGUGAAAUCGAGCGGACGCACUCUGUGGCUGAGAAGGCACUGAAGACAGAAGAAGAGAGGAGGCCUGUUUGCUCUGUUCUUGCAGCACGGAGCAGGUGUCGAGGCUCGGACAUGAGUGGGCAGGUGGACGGGGGGAAGGACCCGGUGCCCGGGGUCCAUGAGAGAGUCACUCUGCUGGUGGAUGGCACACAUUUCGUGGUGGAUCCUGCAGCCUUCACUGCUCAUCCUGAUACCAUGCUGGGCAGGAUGUUUGGUCCGGCCCGGCAGCACAACUUCACCCGGCCCAACGGGAAGGGCGAGUACGAGCUGGCGGAGGGCAUCAGCGCCGGAAUCUUCCGAGUCAUCCUGGAUUUUUACCGGACGGGAGUCCUGCGUUGCCCGGACGGCAUAUCGGUCGCUGAGCUGCGAGAGGCCUGCGAUUACCUCUGCAUCAACUUUGACUACAGCACCGUCAAGUGCAGGGACCUGAGCGCCCUGCUGCACGAGCUCUCCAACGACGGGGCGAGACGGCAGUUCGAGGGCUUCCUGGAGGAGCUGGUGGUGCCGGCCAUGGUGUGCAGCGCCCAGGGCGGGGAGAGGGAGUGUCACAUCGUGGUGCUGACAGACGACGACACCGUGGACUGGGACGAGGAGCACCCCCCGCCCAUGGGAGAGGAGUACUCUCAGAUCCUGUACAGCACCAAGCUCUACCGCUUCUUCAAGUACAUCGAGAACCGAGCCGUAGCCAAGGCUCUCCUGAAGGAGAGGGGUCUGAAGAACAUCCGCAUCGGGAUCGAGGGGUACCCCACCUGCAAGGAGAAGGUGAAGCGGAGGCCGGGCGGGAGGUCGGAGGUCAUCUACAACUACGUGCAGCGUCCGUUCAUCCAGCUGUCCUGGGAGAAGGAGGAGGGGAAGAGCCGGCACGUGGACUUCCAGUGCGUGCGCAGCAAGAGCGUGCCCAACCUGGCCUCCGCCCCCACCACCCCCACCCCGCAGGUGGACGAGCUGGACCGGCUCAACGGGCCCAUGUCCUCGGACCCGCCCAACGACAGCUGAGCCCUCCUCCCCCACAGUCCCAGUUAGAGCUGAGGCCCUGCCCCCCUCUUGUAGUUCUCUCACGAGUCUGGACUACAACUCCCAUGACUCCCGGCAGCAGUGCAUCCGCCUGUCUGAAUGCUUUUCGUUGUCGUGGCGAGAUGGGUCUCUGCCAUGCAGGUGUGACCGAGAGAGUUCCUUUUCUGGGAAAGAGGCGGAGCUGAAGGUUUGUCUGCUGACACAGCUCUGUGACAUUCUGAUUGGAUAAUUCUUUUGGAAGUUUUUUUGUGGGGGUGGUGGUGUAGAUAAUGGCAUCCCCCUCACUGGUGGAGUGUCAAACCGAACAGAGGUGUCACAUCUUAAAAUAUAGCAGAUCUUUAGUGGAGAAUUAACAGGGGGAGUACCAGAUAUGUGGCUGCUCUAAAGGAGUAAGGCUACAGUUUAAAAACCUCUGGAAGAUUGCUCCUGUGUGGAAAAAAAGGUGAAAGGUAGCUUUAACCCAAAUUUCCCUUGACCCUACAAGCAAGGUUAAAAAAAAAAAGAAAAAAAAGUGAGAUUGAUUCUGAGAUGGGAUCCUGUGAACCUUCAGCAUGAAUUAGAUGUCAUGUGACGUGAAUACACGCGGCUGUCGCGAGCUUCUGCCCAACACCGCUGAGAGCCGUUUCCCGCUGUUCCGCAGGGCCGUUCACCCACCAUCCGCUGGCAUGAGGACUGUGCAGCCGACGGCCACAGGGACUCGCGUGCGUGCGUGCGUGUGUGUGUGUGUGUGUGCAUGAGUGUACAGACGUGUUUCAGGGAUGCUGCGUGUUCAUGUGUCCAGACGUGUGCAUGCCGUUUGUGUUUGUUAGCUGCAGGGACGCUAGCUGCUCGUUAGCUCCGGUUUCCAGCUCGUUCAGCUGCCUUGGUGCCGCCGGCCUCUGAUUGGCUAUCUGCUGCACCCUGCUUUUCAAAGCCAAUGUUGUUUUAGUUCAGUCCUGCUGGUUUGCGUUUUAAUACAUGACCAAAUGCAUCUGCCCAACUGUCAGGUUCGUUGUUUGAACCACUUUCUUUAAUCACUUUAAAAAUGUGUGGAUGAAAACUGUGGAGAACAUUUCUAUACAUAUUGUCGAUAUAUUAUUUCUACAAAGGGUAUGUCUACUGUAUGUUACUGAUCUGAAAACAGUGUGAUUUAUAUUUAUUAUAAAAUAAAGGGUUUGUUCAGA
This is a messenger RNA of Conger conger (European conger), 2445 nucleotides long. RefSeq names its product BTB/POZ domain-containing protein KCTD20-like. Gene Ontology annotation, biological process: positive regulation of phosphorylation. The record is from RefSeq and is a predicted model, not a curated record. The transcript has 8 exons. Gene Ontology annotation, molecular function: protein binding. Lineage: Eukaryota; Metazoa; Chordata; Actinopteri; Anguilliformes; Congridae. Bases 119 to 1264 code for a protein of 381 amino acids. Gene Ontology annotation, cellular component: cytoplasm.